This is a messenger RNA of Anguilla anguilla (European eel), 3538 nucleotides long. RefSeq names its product ubiquitination factor E4A (UFD2 homolog, yeast) (gene ube4a). Bases 181 to 3411 code for a protein of 1076 amino acids. The transcript is spliced from 20 exons. Gene Ontology annotation, molecular function: ubiquitin-ubiquitin ligase activity. The record is from RefSeq and is a predicted model, not a curated record. NCBI's taxonomy places the organism in Eukaryota, Metazoa, Chordata, Actinopteri, Anguilliformes, Anguillidae. Gene Ontology annotation, biological process: protein polyubiquitination. Gene Ontology annotation, cellular component: ubiquitin ligase complex; cytoplasm; nucleus.
GAUGACGUUGAUCUCAUUUUUGUUGAUUCAGGAACUACGAGGACAUUUCAUCGCUCUAAACAGAGGAAUCUAAUUAAGCUAAAUAUACAAACCUGGCCGGAUCUAUACAUAUCUAUAUUGCAACCAUACACAAACAGGCUGGUGGGCAGUGGCUGUGGAUGGAGGAAUUGCCCAGGUGAGAUGACCGACCAGGGCAACAACAACCAGAACAUCUCCCGAAACCCCUUUGCUGCACUCUUCAGCUCCCUCGCCGAUGCCAAGCAGUUUGCUUCUGGCCAGAAACAACACCAGCAGCCAGACCCACCAUCGGAUGCAUCUGGGGACAGCCAGUCAGAUUCAGACAAUUCAGUGUCUGACAGCAUUGAUGACAAUGACGACUCGGUGGCAGAGAUUAGCCGCUCUUUCCGCUCACGGCAGGAGCUGUGCGAGCAGCUCAAUGUCAACCACAUGAUCCAGCGGAUAUUCCUCAUCACCCUGGACAACAGUGACCCCAGUCUGAAAGGAGGCAAUGGAACCCCACCUCGUUGUGUGUACCUGGAGGAGAUGGCAGCUGACCUUGAUGGACAGGACUGGUUGGACAUGGAUAAUAUCGAGCAGGCCCUGUUCAACAGGCUGCUGCUGCUGGAGCCGGGUAACCACCUGAUCUACAUGACCUCCUGCAGCGUGGCUAACCUGUCCGCUGACCGGCACGCCGGGGAGAAGUGUGCGGUGCCGUACCUGUAUGCAUGCUACCAGAGAGCCAAGGAGGAGGUCACUAAAGUGCCCGAGAAGCUGUUGUCGUACGCCGUUCGCUGUAAGAACCUGACUGUGUCCAACGCUCGCACAGUCCUGCUUACCCCAGAGAUCUACGUUAGUCAGAAUAUUUACGAGCAACUGCUGGACCUGCUGCUGGAAGGAGUCAGUGGAGCACAGCUGGAUGAAGUGGUGGAGUUUAUGGAGGAGGUGAUCGCCGCCCUGUUGACUGAUCAGGAAGUGCGCACCUUUGGGGAGGUGAUGGUGCCGGUGCUGGAAAUCCUGCAUGGCCGUAUGAAGGACCUGGACCUGUGCCAGCUGCUGCUGUACUCCUACCUGGACAUCCUGCUCUACUUCACCCGUCAGAAGGACAUUGCCAAGGUGUUGGUGGAGUACAUUCAGCCCAAGGACCCAAACAGUGGCCUGCAGUACCAGAAGACCCUUUUGGGGACAGCGCUGAGCGUCUCCUGCCUGCUGAAGACCCCUGGAGUGGUGGAGAGUCAUGGCUUCUUCCUCAACCCCUCUCGCUCCAGUCCACAGGAAAUGAAAGUCCAGGAGUCCAACAUUCACCAGUUCAUGGGGCAGUACCACGAGAAGCUGUACCAGAUCCUGAGGAACCUCCUGCAGCAGUCCGGCGACACGCGCCACCUGCUGCUCACCUGGCUGGGCGGCUGCCUGCAGGCCAACGCCGGCCGCGCCAAGAUCUGGGCCAACCAGAUGCCCGAGAUCUUCAUGCAGACGUACGCGUCCGACGCCCUCUUCCUCAACCUGGGCGCCGCCCUGCUGAAGCUGUGCCAGCCCUUCUGUCGCCCCCGCUCCCCCAAGCUGCUGACCUUUAACCCCACCUACUGCGCCCUGAAGGACCUGAGCGAGGAGGAGAGGCGUAACCGCAACGUGCACGCCAGAGGUUUGGAUAAAGAGACCUGCCUGAUUCCUGCCCCUCCUCAGCAUGAUGUAGAGUUUGCACAGUCUUACAGCCUCCUCACUGAGAACCUCAUCCUUACCCAGCUCACUCUACACCUGGGCUUCCACAGACUCCAUGACCAGAUGGUGAAGAUGAACCAGUCCCUGCACAGGCUGCAGGGUUCGUGGCGGGACGCAGGGCACGGUGGGGGCGUGGCCGCCGAGCAACUGCGCGAGCAGUUCGAGCGCCUCAUGACUGUCUACUUGUCGACCAAAGCGGCCGCCACCCAGCCGGGCAUGCUGCAGGGCUGCCUCAACCUCCAGGCCUCCACCGCCGCCCUGCUGGUGCAGCUCAGCCUGAACAACCAGGGCCCCGAGCACGCCCAGCUGUCCUUUCCCCUCCCUCCCCUGCAGCACAGCCUGCUCUGCUACGUUCCAGAGUUCUUUGCGGAGAACAUGGGGGAUUUCUUCAUUUUCCUGCGGCGGUUUGCGGAUGAGGUCUUGGAGUCCUCGGCUGAUAGUCUGGAGCAGGUCCUUAACUUCAUCACAGUGUUCAUGGGAAACGUGGACAGGAUGAAGAACCCACAUUUGCGGGCCAAGCUGGCCGAGGUACUGGAAGCAGUGAUGCCCCACCUGGAACCCGUGUCACCUGGCUUGACACAGCCAAUCAUGUUCCAGCGGCACAGGGUCUUCUGCGAAUAUCCCCACGCCCCUAACCUGGCUGAGGCUCUCAUCACUGUGUUUGUGGACAUCGAGUUCACUGGGGAUCCCCACCAGUUUGAGCAGAAGUUUAACUACCGUCGGCCCAUGUACCCAAUUCUGAAAUACAUGUGGGGGAAGGAUGCCUACAGACAGAGCAUCAAGCAUUUGGCUGAGGAUGCAGCUGAGAAUCUGGAGGCCAUGAAUCCGCCUCUCUUCCUGAGGUUCCUGAACCUGCUGAUGAACGAUGCCAUCUUCCUGCUGGACGAGGCGAUUCAGUACCUCAGUAAGAUCAAGCUCCUGCAGCUGGAGAGAGACCGCGGCGAGUGGGAGGGGCUUGCACCAGACGCCCGGCGCGAGAAGGAGUCCAGCCUGCAGAUGUUUGGCCAGUUGGGGCGCUUCCACAACAUUAUGUCCAACGAAACGAUAGGCACGCUGGCCUUCCUCACAUCUGAGAUUAAGGGGCUGUUUGUCCACCCCUUCCUGGCUGAGAGGAUAAUCUCCAUGCUCAACUACUUCCUGCAGCAUCUGGUGGGGCCCAAGAUGGGUGCCCUGAAAGUGAAGGACUUCAGCGAGUUUGAUUUUAAGCCUCAGCAGCUGGUCUCUGACAUCUGCACCAUCUACCUCCACCUGGGGGAUGAGGAGAAUUUCUGCGCCACUGUGCCAAAAGAUGGCCGCUCCUACUCGCCCACCCUCUUCUCCCAGACCGUGCGUGUACUGAAGAAGAUCAACAAGCCGGGAGACAUGAUUGUGUCCUUCAGUCUCCUGGCAGACAAGAUCAAGUCCCUGGCAGAUCAGCAGCAGCAGGAAGAGGAGACGUACUCGGACGCUCCAGACGAGUUCCUGGACCCGAUCAUGUCCACUGUGAUGCAGGACCCCGUGCUCCUGCCAUCCUCCCAUGUCACUGUUGACCGCUCCACCAUCGCACGCCACCUGCUCAGCGAUCAGACGGAUCCCUUUAACCGCAGCCCGCUCACGAUGGACCAGAUCCGACCCAACGAGGAUCUGAAGCAGCGGAUCCUGCAGUGGCUGGCCGAGCGCAAGCAGGAGCGGCUGCAAAUGGGACCCAGCGGAUAGACGCAAACGGCUUCAGCGCUGCCCCCUGCUGUCCCGUACUAUCCCACAAUGCCCCCUGCUGUCCCGUACUAUCCCACAAUGCCCCCUGCUGUCCCGUACUAUCCCACAAUGCCCCCUGCUGUCCCGU